Pteronotus mesoamericanus is the source of this 2249-nucleotide messenger RNA. RefSeq names its product transmembrane protein 128 (gene TMEM128). The coding region runs from base 14 to 511 and encodes 165 amino acids. The transcript is spliced from 5 exons. The record is from RefSeq and is a predicted model, not a curated record. NCBI's taxonomy places the organism in Eukaryota, Metazoa, Chordata, Mammalia, Chiroptera, Mormoopidae.
UAGGGGCGCCAAGAUGGACGCUCUCCGGGCCCGGGAGCAGCUCCGGAGGCGAUACCUGUUCCCCCCCGACGCCGAGGCGUCGCUGGACGGCGAAGGCUACGCCAGGCAGGGAGCCUCUGCAGCUGUUGAGAAAAAGCAGAAACCUCUUCCAAGACUUAAUGUCCAUUCUGGAUUCUGGAUAUUGGCCUCCAUUGUUGUGACCUAUUAUGCUGAUUUCUUUAAAACUAUUAAAGAAAACUUUCACACUAGUAGCUGGUUUCUCUCUGGCGGCGCCUUGUUGCUUACCAGCUUGGCCAUUGCGUUCUACUGCAUUCUCUACCUGGAGUGGUAUCGCGGGAUUGGAGACUACGACGUCAAGUACCCAGCCUUGAUACCCAUUACAACUGCCACCUUUAUUGUGGCGGGGGUUUGCUUCAACAUUGCUUUAUGGCCUGUGUGGUCAUUUUUCACUCCGCUGCUGUUGUUUACCCAGUUUAUGGGAGUUGUAAUGUUCAUCUCCCUCCUGGGAUGAUUCCUAACGUUGUGUUCACCCGGCAGCUGUUCACCCACUGAACUCAGGUGAAAGGGCCUGAGCCCCCUCCCUUCCGUCUGCUUUAGUCCUGACUAGCCCUGAGAGAGGGCGCCCUGCCCUGCAGAGACCUUGUGGAGACAGCACGUGCACCGUCUGAUGUAAACGAGUUCAUGCAGUAGGCCAUUUUUUUUUAAUUGACAUCCACUUACAUACAAGUGAAUGUUGGCUAGAUUGUUCUUAAGGAUUGGAAAUUUGGAGAAAAUGAACAAUGUUACCCAUUUGGGGGGGAAAAAUUCUGUCAUUUUCUAACUAUUCUGGCUCCCCCAUAAAAAUCUGCUGGCUGACACGUGACCUUUCCCUCGGGUUAUUCAUGGAGUCCCGGCCUCCCCACAGACGCCUGCGGCGCCCCCAGGGCCCGCUGCCCGACUCGGCGGUCUGUGUGUGGGCGCCACGUAGCUCAUCUGUUAAUGGCGUGUGGAUCGAGAGCGCUCACCGUAUGUGCUUAGGGACACGGUGAAAAACAGAGAUAGUCUCUCCCUUCGUGCCACUAGCAACAGAACUUGGAGGAAGUUACUUCAUAUGUUAAGUCACAGGAUGAAAACUGCGUCCAGAGCAGUAAAAAUUAAUACAAUAAGAAAAUUACUGGGGCUAAGGAAACCUGACCUUUCAGCUAACGGACAGCACGCUCUCCCUCUGGAGUCUUUAAGGAAAGUCACUGCAGCCACAAAAGAGGAAACGGACGUCACCUGGGUGUUCCCAGGCUGAAAAGAAUCGCUGGCCCGUCCACGGCUGUGCUGAUGUGCGGAGCCCCUCCACACAAGGGCCUGCGAGGGGUCCCGGGGACCCGGGGCGCCCUUUACCCCGGCGGCUGUGUGCCACCGCAGGAGCAGGCCCUCAGCGGCCGUGUCUCCUGCUUCCCCCGCUCUCCUGGCUGGACGUCUUUGCUCAGUGUUGAGUUUCCACAUGCGCUGGGGAGCUUCCGGCUUACUGCCCACGUGAAUUUGUGGUUAGUGAGGGCGAGCCAGCCAGUGCCGUAGGCUUGUACGCUGAGCCCUGCGUUCUGACAUUGCAUCCGACGGCACAGUGCGAAUUGUCUCACUCGGGGCGUAAAUGCUGGCUCUCUUUUAGGUGCAACGGCAGGGAGGUGUAAAGUGGGGUGAUCAAGCAUCCAGCCGGCCGAAAGUGCAUCCCAAACGUGAAAAGGCCACAGUGUGUUUUUGCAUCUUGAAGUGAGUGGUUUUCUGGGAAAAAUUGUCACUUCAUCGAACUGUGAUUGAAAUCAGAGUAAAUUGUUUCAUUUGCACAUUCUUAAAGUCAAGUGAUUAUUGAAUUUUUCAGAUUCAGCAUAAGAAUAUUCUCUUCAAAAUAGGAAUGGCUGAUUUGCAAUGUUAAUCUGUUUGAAUCAUUGGAGAAAGGACUGGUGUAAAAAUUUAAACGAAGGCUCACGACAGGUGCAUCAUGUGCCCCCGAUACCGUAGGUGGCUUGCUCACUCGUUGCAGGAGCAGCCGUUCGUUGCGGAGGAUGACGACGUGUCCAUGUGCCUUUGACCCAACUUCAGCAGUUCCCUUAGAUCCCAUUUUUAUAAUCUUUUCCUUGACACUUUUCCUUGACAGGUGGGAGGACCAGCAGAACGUAUUGUAUGCAUUCCCUUCACUUUAGAUUUUAUCAUGUAAAUUACGGGGUUUUUAGCAUGUCUAACAUAGGAGCUUUUAAUGAUUUUUAGGUAUGUAUAAUCUU